Dissoconium aciculare CBS 342.82 is the source of this 3606-nucleotide messenger RNA. Its product is annotated as Pkinase-domain-containing protein. NCBI's taxonomy places the organism in Eukaryota, Fungi, Ascomycota, Dothideomycetes, Mycosphaerellales, Dissoconiaceae. Gene Ontology annotation, molecular function: protein serine/threonine kinase activity; ATP binding. Gene Ontology annotation, biological process: intracellular signal transduction; protein phosphorylation; negative regulation of glycogen biosynthetic process. The record is from RefSeq and is a predicted model, not a curated record. The coding region runs from base 1 to 3606 and encodes 1201 amino acids. The transcript has 4 exons. Gene Ontology annotation, cellular component: nucleus; cytoplasm; cytosol.
AUGAGCGGAAUUGGGAUCACAUUACGCUGUUCCAUAAGUCCUUUGCCGCUCGCCCUCGGCUGUAUCUCAACGGCUUCUGCCAAAGCCGGCCUGGCCGUGCCUCCCCCACUACAUUUGAUCCGCUCCAUCCUUCUGCAACGUGAUGAACGGCUGGUGUGUCUUCGCCGAAUUCGUCAGCAGCCUGCACCUCCGAGUCGCCAUCCCUCUUCACCGAACGUGGGCGCCGUCACACCAGAUGCGUUGAGUCCUGCUGUCUCCCGGAAAUCAUCAUUCGCUUUAGGUCCAGGCUCUGGCCCAGCCCCACCAUCUUUGCCAUUCGGCGAGGAUCUCAGUCGCUUCCCAUCGGAGUCACUGCACUCUUUCUCCUUCGCUCACCAGAGCAGCGAUACACUGCAAAAUCGUCAGAAUGUGCUGAAGAGAAGCAUUGAGUUCAUGCGAGAUAAGCUGAACUGGGCAGCGUCUUCACCUCGUAUAGCAAGCGCUCAAGCAAGACUGGCUGGUGACGAAGAGAUAUUGAGCAUGAUGGAGUUACUUCAGAAGGCGAGCAUCAUAAGUACCCAGGGCAUGAAUGAUUCCGGCCUAGGUAUCGACCCUGGCCCCUUGACGGGCCCGGCUCAAUUUACGAACGAGAACAUCUUCGAGAAGAGCUUUUUGUCGAAACAGAGUGAGAGCCCAGUCGAGAUGCAGAGCCCGGAUACGAUCGUCGGGAGCCCUCGUGCGUUGACGGAGACUGCGGUGGCAGAAGGAAGUGUAACCCCAGUAGGCGCAGCCGGCCUUCCCUCGAAAUCGACUUUGUCUGACGACAGCACCGUCGGACCGCUCGAUCGACCUCAUUUGACCUCCAUUGACGACGACUUCAUGCCCGGGCUGCCCGCCAGCCGCCCUCACCGCGCCUCUCUGAAACGUACUUAUACCGACAUCGCAGGAUACUCAUUACAACAUAGAUUGAACGAAGCCCUCACUCAACCACAUCAGUCUGCCAGACAAUCUACGCCCAGCUCGACAAAGCUCUCAUCGCAACCACCGACCCGCUCAAACACUGUCGCCGAACGCGCACCUCACGGACAUCGAAAUGCCCCGGCGCAAGCCAUAUUCACCACGGAGACAAAGGCGCCUUGGACGAUCACCGCCGCCAACGACCUAGCAUGUCUCGUCUUCGGCGUCACAAGAGCAGAAGUCCGCAAACUAGGGAUCAUGGAGGUCAUCAAAGAAGAGAGGCGAAAGUGGCUCGAAGACAAACUCAGAAAUCCGGACAGCGGAACAGCACCCAAGAUAAGUCGACCUCAACCGCCCGCCAAUGGAAAGACAACUUUGGCACCGAGCUUGGCAGGCAUGGGCAAUGGCCUGACAGCUAGAUUACUAUCUAAGCCUCCGGCGCGAGAAACAUAUCAAAGCAGAAGAAGCAAGAGUGAAGACGGAGAACGGCCGUCACAGAAGGAGUUGCAUCAUCCAAACAAUAAAAGUAGAGGCGUUUUGCUUUGUGGCGAUGUGGUUCCCAUUCGGAAGAUGAAUGGCGCCACCGGAAGUGCUUCACUGUGGGUUAAGGAGAAGGGCAACAAUCUUAUCUGGGUGCUAGAGGAAAUUGCAGAGGACGUUGCAAUGCUUACGGUAGAUGAGAUUGGAUCGGUACUUCGAGGGAGUGGAAAUCUAGAGGAGAUCUUCGGCCUGGAUCGUGUGCGUAACGGCAUGGAUGUGCAGCGCCUGAUUCCAUCCUGGCCCAAGCUGUCUGGAACAAACACUGGUGCGGUCGAUUACGAUGCUCUCGCAAAGUUGCGGCGCUUUACAGCAAGGACGAGCAACGACAUCAACAUCCCCGUGACGAUUGAUCAGAUGGAGAACGGUAGCAUUUUCCGCAUUUCAAGCUUCCCGCACAUUGCUGGCAUCAUCGUGGUCAACCCAGCCACCAUGCGUAUUAGCAGCUCGAAUAGCGUGUUUUCGGCAGCGCUCUUCGGACACGCUAAACCGGACGGUCUGCCGAUCAACGACCUGAUCCCCGGCUUCGAUACAAUUCUACGUGUCAUGACUGACGAAGACAAGAUUGGCUUAGUGGAUGGUAUCGUUAUUCCCGAGCACAGCUUCCGCCGAGCCCGCGCACUUCUAGCAUUACGAGAGGGAUCUGCUGAUGCGGCCGCCAUCUUCUUACGCCCUAGCGGUGUCCCAGCUCAGCACAGAGAUGGCGCAGAGAUCAUGAUCGAUGUGCAAAUGCGAGUGGUGAAGUCCGAUCGGGAGCCUAUCUACAACGAGACUGUGAUUGAAGAAGAUGUGGCUGUCAAUAGCAGCGAGGUCGUCUACGCUUUGUGGAUCACGUACAGCCGUCAACUUCACGCCGUUAACCACGGCGUCGGGCCAGUGACGCCAUUCGUCAGCCGCCCAAGUACGCCGCCUCAGCAGCCUGCUCCGGAAUAUGUGCAGAGUCCGAUGGUUGUAUCCAGCCCGGAGGCCAGCGAGGAGAACGAUGUUCGCAUCAAGAUCCUCGACGAGCAGCUCGCUCAAGCCAAGUCGCCUUCUUCGCCACGACAGUCGUCCAUUCCUACGAAUCCGAGUGAUGGCGAACCUUUCGAGCACCCAUCGCCAGACCUCAUUGCAGCAAAUGUGAAAGUGAUCAGGAAGAAACGCAUCGACGACUUUGUGAUUCUUGAGGAAAUGGGACAAGGUGCCUAUGGUCAGGUGAAGUUGGCGCGCUACAAGAAACCCGGUGCUGGCAAAAUGGUCAUCAAGUAUGUCACCAAGCGCCGCAUUCUCGUCGACACCUGGCACCGCGAUCGUAGACUCGGCACUGUCCCGCUCGAGAUCCACGUUUUGGACUAUCUCCGACGCGAUGGUCUCCAACAUCCAAACAUCGUCGAGAUGGCUGAUUUCUUCGAGGACGACAUCAACUACUACAUUGAAAUGGUACCGCAUGGCCUGCCUGGAAUGGACUUAUUCGAUUACAUUGAACUCCGCGUUACUAUGGAUGAGCCGGAAUGCCGAAAGAUCUUCCGGCAAGUCGCGCAGGCCAUCGGGCAUCUGCACUUGGAUGCCAAGGUCGUACACCGGGACAUCAAAGACGAGAACGUCAUCCUCGAUGGUGAGGGUAACAUCAAAUUGAUCGACUUCGGCAGUGCGGCGUACAUCAAGAGUGGACCCUUUGAUGUCUUCGUCGGGACCAUUGAUUACGCCGCGCCUGAAGUUCUUCGCGGUCUUCCUUACCGCGGCAAGGAGCAGGAUGUCUGGGCUCUCGGCAUCCUCCUCUACACCAUUGUCUACAAAGAGAACCCUUUCUACUCCAUCGAUGAGAUCAUGGAUCACGAUCUACGCGUCCCGUACAUCUUAUCGGAAGACUGCAUUGAUCUCAUCCGGAAAAUGCUCGACCGCGACGUCGAGCGCCGCAUCGCUAUCCAGGCCGUCCUCGAACACCCUUGGACCACUUUCGUCGACGAGGAAGACGAAGAUGCAUCGACCAAGGGCCAGCGUGAUGGCACAGACCAAGGGGCGUCCACCGAGGCCAAGAAAAGCAAUGCGGGUCAGAGCAGGACCGAUGUGGUCAUGAGAGAGGGCAAGGGUCAAAUCGGCGCGGAGGAGGAGGCGAGGGCCAUGUCCGCAGCGGGCGUCACAGGCAUGACCUAA